AUGACUUGCGGUAUAGAAAAUAGUUAUAAGAGUGCUGAAAAAAAAAAGAAGUACAGAAGUUUUCGUUUCUUUGAAAGUCGCGAUUAUUCCGAGUUGUGUAUUAUAGUAGGAACAUACUAUUGA
This is a messenger RNA of Saccharomyces cerevisiae S288C, 123 nucleotides long. RefSeq lists its product as uncharacterized. The record is from RefSeq and is marked reviewed. The transcript has a single exon. Bases 1 to 123 code for a protein of 40 amino acids. NCBI's taxonomy places the organism in Eukaryota, Fungi, Ascomycota, Saccharomycetes, Saccharomycetales, Saccharomycetaceae.